Phragmites australis (common reed) is the source of this 2166-nucleotide messenger RNA. Its product is annotated as diacylglycerol kinase 1. Bases 238 to 1731 code for a protein of 497 amino acids. The transcript is spliced from 13 exons. The record is from RefSeq and is a predicted model, not a curated record. NCBI's taxonomy places the organism in Eukaryota, Viridiplantae, Streptophyta, Magnoliopsida, Poales, Poaceae. Gene Ontology annotation, molecular function: ATP-dependent diacylglycerol kinase activity.
AGAAGAAAACAAAGUUGGAAAAGUCGAAAGGCUAAGGUCAUGCUCCAUGGAACACAGGCAAUUCGAACGGGGUAGCUUUCCCUUUCUCCGCUAGUUCCUCAUCGUCCUCGCCACUAUCUCCCUAUUAAUAAUCUAACAUAGUAACAUCUAGACCCCAAAACCACCGAAUUCUUGUAGUCAGGAGCCGAAUCCACACAGGAGGACACGGGGGAACGCCCCAAUUCUUGAGACCGCAGGAUGGAUCAACAUACAGAUGGCACUAAUGGUUCCUGCCCCAACUCAUGUGGGCCACUGACGGACUACUACAUCCCAGAUUACAUACUGAAGCCGGACUCUGAACAAGUCACUGUUGAUAAUGCACCAUAUUGUCCUGUGGUAGUCUUCAUCAACUCUAGAAGCGGUGGCCAACUGGGAAGCAGUUUGAUCAAAACGUACCGUGAACUUCUCAACGAAGCGCAGGUUUUUGAUCUCUCUGAAGAGGCUCCUGAUAAGGUUCUGCACAGAUUAUACUGCAACUUUGAGAAGCUCAAGUCUAAUGGUGACAAUCUUGCAUUUCAAAUUCAGAAGAGCCUAAGACUAAUUGUCGCUGGUGGUGAUGGCACAGCAAGUUGGCUGCUCGGAGUAGUUAGCGACCUUAAGCUUUCACAGCCACCUCCUGUUGCUACUGUGCCUCUGGGAACUGGAAACAACCUUCCCUUCUCAUUUGGAUGGGGAAAGAAGAAUCCAGCUACUGACCAAGCGGCAGUUAAAUCAUUCCUGGGGAAAGUAAAAAGAGCAAGAGAAAUGAAUAUUGAUAGUUGGCAUAUCAUCAUGAGGAUGCGAAUCCCACAGGAAGGCCCAUGUGAUCCUAUCGCUCCCUUAGAUCUGCCACAUUCAUUGCAUGCAUUCCAGCGUGUAUCAGACUGUGACUCUCUCAAUGUGGAGGGCUACCACACAUUCCGUGGAGGGUUUUGGAAUUACUUUAGCAUGGGAAUGGAUGCACAAGUAUCGUAUGAAUUUCACUCUGAAAGGAAGAGAAAUCCAGAGAAGUUCAAGAACCAGCUAACAAAUCAGAGUACGUAUGCUAAACUUGGACUUAAACAAGGAUGGUUUGCUGCUUCCCUAAGACAUCCUUCUUCAAGGAACAUCGCUCAACUUGCAAAGGUGAAUAUCAUGAAAAGACCUGGUCGCCAAUGGGAAGAGCUUAAGAUUCCUCGCAGCAUUCGAUCAAUCAUCUGCCUCAACUUGCCAAGUUUCUCGGGAGGAUUGAAUCCUUGGGGAACGCCUGGCACGAGGAAAGUACAAGACAGAGACCUGACAGCACCUUAUGUUGAUGAUGGCCUUAUCGAGGUUGUCGGCUUCCGUGAUGCCUGGCAUGGGCUCGUCUUGCUGGCUCCUAAUGGCCAUGGAACUCGUCUAGCACAGGCCCACCGAAUCCGUUUCGAGUUCCACAAAAGAGCGGCCGAGCACACGUUCAUGAGGAUCGAUGGGGAACCAUGGAAGCAGCCUCUCCCCAAGGAGGACGACACGGUCGUCAUUGAGAUCUCCCACCAUAGCCAGGUGGCCAUGCUGGCCAGCGACCCGUGCAAGUCGAAGAGCAUCAAUGACCCCUCCUCUCCGUGCCACCCCCAUGACGACGAUGACAGUAACAGCUUGGAGGACGAAGACGAGUGGGAAGACGGGAGGAAGAAGUUUGGGGCAGCGGCCACCUUCAAGAUCCCUGACGAGGUUGACAUCGCACAUCUUAGCUGAGUUAGUCCAGCUUCUUCUACGUUAUUGCGAGUUGUCCAGAUGGUUGGGAGUUCAGAUUCAUUUCAGAAUGUUCACUGCUGCUGUUAGUGAUACUACCCCUUUAUUAUUUUCUGAGUUCAGAUUCAUUUCAGAAUGUUCACUGCUGCUGUUAGUGAUACGGCCCCUUUAUUAUUUUCUGAGUUCAGAUUCAUUUCAGAAUGUUCACUGCUGCUGUUAGUGAUACUGCUCCUUUAUUAUUUUCUGAGUUCAGAUUUCAGGAUGUUCACUACUGCUGUUAGUGAUACUGCCCGUUUAUGCUUUCUCUGCUUAUGCUGUUAAUUUCAAGUUUAACAGCCAUGUGUAGACUCUUUUAUCGCCCCGGAAGCACACAUGACUCUGUUUCUCAGCCUGAGCCUAUCUAUUCUGAAUAAAAACGAGGGAUACUUGUAUGAUUUA